Anoplophora glabripennis (Asian longhorned beetle) is the source of this 5846-nucleotide messenger RNA. RefSeq lists its product as uncharacterized. The record is from RefSeq and is a predicted model, not a curated record. Bases 51 to 5822 code for a protein of 1923 amino acids. NCBI's taxonomy places the organism in Eukaryota, Metazoa, Arthropoda, Insecta, Coleoptera, Cerambycidae. The transcript is spliced from 17 exons.
UAGACAGAACUAAGAUGUGUAUAUGUAUUAGUAAUUAUUUAUUUUUCGGGAUGGCAGCCGGCUUAGCGUAUUUAGGCAUAGUUACAGCUUUGACCAUAGACAAUCAAUUGACGGUGAUAAAAAGCGAUUGCUUUGAGAGACUGGCUAUCGGUCAACGACUGAAUCCAAAAAAUGUUUACAAAUCUUUCGAGUACAACACCUUGCCCGAAUGUCAGGAAGCUUGCACGAAAGAGCAAAAUGCUUGUAGAGCUUUCAGUUUUGGGAUUGGUACAAAAGGAAAUGGAACCUGCGAGUUGAGUUCCGACCUCAUUAGAGAAACGGCCGAUCUAAAACCCAUCGGCACCGUAGCAGAAACUGAUUAUGAUCUAUAUAUAAAAAAGUUGGGAUGCAGCGUGGUUAUCGACAAAACCCCACACGAUAAACCACCCCUCAUUGAUUCUGACACAGACAUGAGACCAACUGAUGCCGUUUCUGAAUCAGAUUCACAUAUUAACCCGUCUUAUGGUGAUGCACGUCCUGAUGAUGAGUACCAUCAUCCGAAAAAUGAAUACCCAAAAUCUCCAUACGCAUCCAAUUUCAAUAACCAACACUACCUCCCUCCAAGUUCGGAUGAAGUUCAUCAUGUUCAAACACUUGUUAGUGUAGCUAGUGGACCUCGCUCUUACCUGCAUCCAGUACAUGAGAUUUUAGUAGGUGAUGGACCUUAUAGCUACGGAAGACCGCACAAAGCUCCUAGACCAAGCGGAUGUUGCGAAAAAAAUAAAGAGUGUUGUGCGUCAAGCGAUUUACCUCCUUUUAGACCUUCGAUUCUCAACCAUCCGUACGAUGACGAAAGGCCUUAUAGACCAAAACCAGAUGAUUUAGAUAGACCAUUUUAUGAUAGACCACCGUAUGAUAAACGACCAAAUGAUAGACCGCCAUAUGAUAAACCACCAAAUGAUAGACCGCCAUAUGAUAAACCACCAAAUGAUAGACCGCCAUAUGAUAAACCACCAAAUGAUAGACCGCCAUAUGAUAAACCUCCUUAUGACGGGCCAGAUGGAUCCUAUGAUAGACCAGAACCCCCUUAUGACAGGCCAAAACGACCCCAUGACAGGCCAGAUCCUUCGUAUGAUAGACCAAAUUCUUACGAUGGACCAGAUCAUAAUAGGCCGGGUUCAUCAUUUGAUAGGCCAGAUCCGUACGAUGGAUCAAAUCGACCUCAUGACAGGCCAGAUCGUCCGUACGAUGGACAAAAUCGACCUCAUGACAGGCCAGAUCGUCCUUACGAUGGACCAAAUCGACCUCAUGACAGGCCAGAUCGUCCGUACGAUGGACCAAAUCGACCUCAUGACAGGCCAGAUCGUCCGUACGAUGGACCAAAUCGACCUCAUGACAGGCCAGAUCUUCCGGGACCAAAUCGACCUCAUGACAGGCCAGAUCGUCCUUAUGAUGGACCAAAUCAACCUCAUGACAGGCCAGACCUUCCAUUUGACAAACCAAAUUCUUUUGAUGGGCCCUAUGAUAGACCAGGCUCAUCGCAUAGUAAACCGGGUCCUGACUACGAUCGGCCUGAUCCUCCUUAUGAUAGGCCAAAUCGUCCUUACGAUAGACCGGAUUCUUAUGACAGACCUGAUCUUCCAUUUGAUACCAGACGUUGGGAUCGUAUACCUGAUUCAGAUUAUGAUAGGCCUCCUAAGAGACCACUGGGAUCCGAUGACCACUUCAAACCCCAAGGACCACAUGAUAAAGGGUACGACAGACCAGCGGGACCAUUUAGACCAGGGGAUCGCCCCUAUGACCCUUCUCUGAACUCAAUUUACUACGACCGACCUCUUCCUCCGAAGUAUGGGUCCGUUAUACCACAUCCGGAUGAUUACAAUAGGAGACCAGGCACUAAUGGUUAUCCAGAAGGUGACAAAUUUGAUAAACCACUAAGGAAACCUUUCUACGGCCACCCAAAUGAACCAGAUUAUCCAGGUUAUCAUUACGACGCACCACCUUCUAAGCCACCAUCUGACUCUCAUAUUUAUGGCGAUAGCCGCCCUGGUGGAGAUUCUCGUCCUGGCUAUCAUUACGGUAAACCACCUAAACCAGCUCCAGGAUCUGGAAUUUAUGAGAACGGUAAACCUGAUGGAGAUCGUCCAGGGUAUCAUUACGACAAACCCUUGAAACCUGGUUUAGAUUCUGAUGGGAAGCCAGACAGUGGCAUGCCUUACCCAUACAGUCCAGGGCCUUCUAAUGGUAAUGGAUAUAGUGAUGAAUCAGUAAAGAAUAAGCCGACUGAACCAAGUGAUCCAAAUAAUCCAAAUGGUGGCUAUAAUUAUAAUAAACCGGGUGGGCAGAAGAUAAUUUAUAGCGAGAAUGGGUCCAUAAUUUCAUCGAGCAUUGGACCCCAUGGAGAACAGAUAACUUCUAUUAUCACAGAAAUAAAAGACCCAUGUUUCCGACGAGUCUUGGCAGGAAAACGUGCCGCACGCAGAUGCGUCAAGCGUGCUUUCACUUGUGAGACCGUGGAACAAUGCCAAAGAGAGUGUGCCGAUGAAAAGUACUUUAUUUGCGAAGGAUUCAAUUACAGGUUGGAUCCUACAGGUCGCGGUAAGGGAGACUGCGAACUUUUGGACUUGCCCUUGUCUCAACUCGACAUAGGUAGGGACUUGUAUGCGGAUCCAGAAUACGACUACUACGAGAGAGACCGCAAUGCCGUUUCCGCCAACUGCAAGCAGUGGCCUAACAGGGGUGGUGGCUACUACCCACCGUAUAGGGGAAGUUAUGGUGGUGGAGGUAGUUAUGGAGGUGAUAGGGGAGGUUAUGACUAUGAUCAUGGAUAUUAUGCAGACAGAAGAUACGAUGAAAAAAGACCUUCCGGAUAUAAAGGUGACAGAGGUCCCUCUGGGUACGAUUCCAGCCUAAGGCGUCCGGGAGACCGAUGGAUAGACGACGAUGAUUACAAAUUCAGACGCUUCAGACCCGGUUAUGACUACGAUAACCGACCUGGUGGAAACCGUCGCGGAGACGUCUCAUACCACCACUCUCAUUCCCAAGACUAUGAGAAUAGUCGCAGGUAUUAUCAUGACAGGGAUCGAUAUGAUUACCAGGGCAACCGUGGUAUCCAUUAUCUCCCAGCCCAUUACUACAAACCCCUGAACGAACCCGAUAGAUAUAAGCCUUACGAGCCAUAUUUACCCCCAAAUCGCUUCUUUGAUUCGCCCCCCUACAGAUAUGACGACAAGUAUUACAACAACAGGAACAGAGACAGAUUCUGGGGCUUGGAUAGGUACGGGUGGGGUUCCUAUGGGAACUUUGGACAUCGUGACUCCAAUUACGGGUAUAAGUAUCAGUACAAUAAUAGAAACAGAUACGAUAUAGACAGGAGAAACUAUUACUUACCUCCCAGAGUCGAUACUCCAAAGGACUGGGGUCUGUAUGGAGGUACUUACGGUAAUGGUGGGAAUUACUACCAUUACGACAGCUACGGUAACAAACAAAAAUACGAUUACUGGGGUUUUUAUAAGUACCAAGAGAAAUAUGAUGGUCAGAAACACUUUUACGGGGAUCUUCCUCCAAACAGAGGCAUCGGUUACUUACCCGCAUCUAGACCAAGUAACGAUUUGCCUCCCUCUGUCGGAUAUUUACCCAAGCGCCCAGGAGGAAGUUACUUUCCCAAACUUCCAGGUGGAAAUUACCUGCCCAGUCCUCCAGGUGGAAGUUACUUUCCCCUACCUGCCAAGCCUAACAUCCAUGAAAGUCACUUUGGUUAUAGCAGCGGAAUUAUUUCCACUGACAAUUUUGAUAAUUCCAUUCUACCUGCAGAGCCUAGAAGGCCACCCAAAUAUGAUUUUAUCAGAGACGAAUGCUCAUUAAGAAGCGCAGCAGGAUUCCGACUCCACAAGGGAAUAGUAAAAAAAUUCUAUGCAGUACCCAACAUCUAUGAAUGCGAAUUGUUGUGUUUUAGAGAAAAAGACUUCCCCUGCACUUCAUAUGCCUAUAGGUACACUAUCAGCUUGGCAGCGCCAACUGAUAACUGCUACCUAAGCAAUAGGAAUUAUAAAGAACUGGACUAUUACACUGACAUAGAACCGGAUAGGGAUUUCGAUAUUUAUACGAUGAAUAAUAGAAAUAGAUGUGAGGCACCUAUCGUUCAUGGCAAAGACAAUAGUGAAUGUUUUUGGAGAGUAAGAAGUGGACAAAGAUUAGAUCAUAAGGUAGUGAGAGAUUCAUUGACCGCCAAGUCUAUAGUAGAAUGCCAACUUGAGUGUUUAAGGACCACCAGAUUUACUUGCAGAGCUUUCAGCUAUAGAUAUGGUUCACCAGUUAUUGGUGGAGUCAUAGACAACUGUCAGCUAACGGAUUGGCCCUACCUUGAGCUGGAUCCACGUUCUCACUUUGUUCCCGAACCAGGAUUCGAAGUAUAUGAGAGAGGAAGCUUCGGGCAUGGUUGUGAACCUGAUCAUUUUGGAAUCAGGAACAAGCAGAGGAAAGAUGAAGGCACCAAAGUGGAUCAGUUGUGUUACAUUGGAUUCGGUUCUCCUGCAAGACUACUACCUCAGGCUGCGAAGAAGACAUUGUAUGUUUCCACAGAGUUGGAGUGCAAAGCAGAAUGUUCGAAGUCUAGAGAAGGAACCCUCUUCCAGUGCAUGUCAUUCAGUUACAGGUCCAGCGGACCCAAGGAUGUGCCAAACUGUCAACUAUCAGACAUUCUACAGAGAGAUUUACUACCAAAUGUGGAUUAUGUCCACGAUCCAGACUAUUGGCUCUUCGCUUGGGAUAAUUACAGCCCUGAGUGUAUCCGUCUGGCGAAUGAACCGGUGCAUGGCAAUACCAUAGGAGGAGGCAAGGAAGGUGGUAUUGAUGGAAGAUAUGGAUGGGAUGUAUUCAACGCUCUGGACACUUGGAGGGUAUACAGUGUCAGUGGAUGGCCCUGUCGUCGUGGCAGUCUGUGCCAGGAGAAUAGGGAGGCGGGAUUCUGGUUCUGUGAACUGGAAGGUGGAGAUAAAAGCUCUUGGGAUUAUUGCUGCAGGCCGGAUCAUCAAUGUGGAGCUUCCGAUGGAUAUGGAUACCAGUGGUGUUACGUAGGACCCGUGAGAACGCAAUGGAGAAAAUGUAGUGAUAGAUACUACCCAUACGUACAUAACGUCAUCGGAAAAGUAGAUAUUUCGAAACUAUAUCUUCCACCUCCUCAGAGACCUUCAUGGAGACCACCCUCCUACAGACCUGGAGGACGACCUGAUAGACCUCCAGCGGUACCAUUGGAUCCACCACCAACUCCUAGUUUAGAUGAGUACGAGAAGCUAUUUGAAGAUGAAUUUUUAGAUCCUCCAAAACCAGGUGGUUUCGUCCAGACCAGGCACUGGCCCGUAUCUUACUUACAUAAAGAAAUGCCACCAAACAGUACAGAUUCUGAACCCAGACUCAUGCGGAUGGAAAAGAAUUCAAAUUCCAAAUAUGCAGCUAUCCAGAACUUGAUCAACGUCAUCAAGAAUAACGACCUGAAGAACGUCCAGUAUCACAUAGCUAAUGAAUCCAACAACGCCGAAGAUAUCCUCUUCGUCAAAAUACCACUCCCCACCAACUUUACUGAAGAAACUAAAUCUCAUAAAAGAAAUUCCGUACGGAGCAAUACAACUGUGAGUUUGCAGACGGUUUACUCAGAUGAAGGAAUCAACAUCCAAGCGAAAAGAUCUCACAAAGGGCUGCCUUUUGUGUCAACACGGUUGUACGAAGGGAAUAAAGAUUCGAAUUAUAGGUUCGAGAGCGAUACUUAUCGAUCAUCUCCCUCUCCCGUGUACAGACGGGGUUUCGUGACCAGGGCUAAUAUCACUGAAGGACGGCUGGCUUUUUAGCUUUUAGUAAUUGCCACAAUGCUU